GAGGGGCAGGGCCUCCUGGCCAUGCUGGAAGUGGUUUCAUUCUUCCUCCACUCUGGCCGCCUCAGGAAUGUCCCUAGGCUGGGGGCAGGGAACCCUGGCCUUUGGAAGUAGCCUUAACCCUGCAGCCACUCCAAGAACCAGGUGGCAGUGGACAGAGUUGAGAGUGGGCGACUCAAAGCCUUCUAAUCAGCUAACCCUCCCCUCUUGGGUGGGGGGAUAUGGAGCCUGCUGAUUCCUCACCCCCUUCCCAAGGGAGGUGGGGGACACUGGUCAAGCUGCUCCUUUAGCUGCCAACAUGGACACAUGCAGGCUGCUGAUCAGAAAUGGAGCCACCGUUUGUGACUCUUCCCAAACGGUGGGGAUCCCAAGAACCCCUCCCAGGAAAAGCCAAGACUACUUCAUCUCCUUUCCUACCACCCUACUUUCAGGAGGCGCAGAUGCCACCCUGCCCGUCAGGAGGCUGGUCCACCUACCUCCGCAGGCCCCCGGGCCUCAGCCCUAGAGGUGGAGGCGCCCCGAACUACAAAGCUGGCCUGGCCUCCCACCGCUGCUGGAGAGGCCCCCAGACCCCACCUCCUCCCUUCUGGUUCCUGCACAAGGCAGUCUCAGCAUCCUGGCUCCCAGCCCCACUGUUUCCUCCCUGCCGUCAGCACCCCUGCCCCAAACUCCCAUGGAAGCCUGCACUUUUUCCGAGCCUCUGAGCGCCCCGACUCCCCACCCUUGCCCUGAUCUCGCCCUAGUCCUACAGGUUCACUCAGCCGCCCCUGGCUCCCGACCCCGAACGCCCCAGCUGCUCCCUAAGGGCCAAGGACUCCGGUUUGCGGGCUCUGGGUUGGCCCCCAAUCCCUCCCGGCGGCCUCCCGCCCUCUCUCACUCUCCGGGGCACCCCCAAAGCGCCGCACGCAGACCGGCCCCCUCCCUCACCUGGGCUGGGUGGGCUGGCGCCGGACAGUCGUCCCACUCAAGCCGCGGACGGAUUCCACUCUCCGCCGCUCUCGGCUCCCCAGAUCUAUAUAUGGCGUUCCCCUCCUCCCGCCCGUCCCGAGAAACUUCUGGAAAGUUGGAAAUGCUUCCGGAGGGCGCCCCGGCUCAGCCAAAAAAAAAAAAAAAAAAAAAACAGCCAAAGACCUCCCCCAGACCGCCCUGGCUGCCGCCCCUCCCCCUGCGCGCUCUCACCCGGCCCCUGGGUCCUACUGCCCCCCAAUGGGGGGGCGGGGCGCGCUGGGAACCCCCAGCAGAGAGGCCGGGCACCGGACCGCACGACCUGCGCUGCGCGUGGACACUACGGAGACUCCGGACUUUUCCGGUUCUGGAGGCCACAGUUCCUUCUUUGGCUGUGAAAUGUGGUGCUGUCAUUCGUUGCUUCCUUCCCAUCUGUGCUACAGAUACAGCUGAGAAAAGGACAAAGUCCCCGUCCUCAAGGAUGUACAUGAUGAGAAGGAAACAUGCAGGGUGCGAUUUCUUCUUGCCACCCUACUCCCUGCCAGCUGACAAACACAGGCACAGAGCUCCUGACCCCAGCCGGGGGCUCCGUCCAUUGUACCAGCUCUUCCGUGGCUCCCACUGGUCCCUGGAGAAAGUCCAAGCCCCUUCUUUGCCCUCAUCACCUUGCAUCAGGAGUGCCAGUUUGCAAAGACAGUUCUAGAUGUCAGAAGACUAAAAUGGGUCCACGGGGCUGUGUAUCUUCUGGGGCCUCUAGGCGCAAAUCUGUUUCCUUGCCCUUUGGAGCUUCUGGAAGCCGCCUGCAUGGCUUGACCUGUGGCCCCUUCCUCCAUCUUCAAAGGUAUCAUCAUAUCUCCCCCUUCCUCUGACCCCUGUUGUACCAUCAUGUCUCUUUCUCUGACUCUGAACCCCUCUCCCCACCUCCCUCUUACAAGGACUCUUGUGAUUCCCUUGGGCCACGAGGGUCAUCUCCCCAUCUUCAUAUUCGUAAUUUAAUCUCCUUUACCUUGUGAAUGAACACAUCCAGGAUUAGGACACAGACAUCUUUCGGGGGCCGUUAUUCUGCCUACCACAGAAGCCAACCCUGUGAAGGCCUUAGAGUGGAGGAGAGCAAGCAGAAAGAAUUGCAUGUGCAAAGCCCUCAAGGCUAGAAUGAACUCGGCAUGUUCUCGGAGGAGCAAGAAGGCCACCUUUCUAGAAAGUAAUGCUCCAGUUAGCUUGAUUUUAACGAACUCUACUCAUGGAGCCAAUCCCACCUCUGCGGAUGAAUGAGGUACGCUCCGGGACAGCCUCACAGAGCAUCUCCUUGGCACUUAAGGUCAUCUCCUCCAUCUCCUCAACUUUGAGCUGGCCCACACUUCACAUGCUUAGGAAGAGAGCCCCGGAUGUUCGGAGAAGGUGCCUGCCUGGGCAGUCGCCUGGAGCUGGAGGCCAGACUGACUCUGGUGGAGGAGUGGGCCCAGCUCCUGGCACCUGCAUAUAAUCCUUCUUUCUUCCUUGCUAAAGGCCAGGGUUGUGUGGCUAAGGGAGGCCGGGGGCAGGAAAGGCUGGACCUCCAGCAGUGGCAGCAGCCUUCAAAGACCAUAUUGUUAGCUCUGAACUGCAGUGGGGAAGGUGCCAGGGUCUGGCUGAAUGAAGCAUCUGUGAUCUCUGGGUCAGGGACUCUCCUGGGUCAUACCUCCCACCCUCACCUCUGCCUGUACGUUUGGCUUCCUUAGCAUCCCUUGUACUGUCCCCAGAGACCACAGCUGCCUCACUGUGCCAUUGGCUGUUGGAUGGUGGCCUCUCCUGUUAGAGUCUAAGCUCUGAGAAGGCCAGAAGCUGUCUGUCUUGAGCACCACCAAGGCCCAGAACCCAGCCCAGGGCUCGGCUCAGAGAAGUUGUUCCAUAAUUGCGUGGAAUGAAUGAAUGAAUGAAGAAACGAAUGAAUAAAUGAGAGACUGUUGCCAUUCUUGCUUCAUCUGGUCACCUUUUCCCCCAGACCCUUGCACCAGCUUCCUCACUAGUUUUCCUGCCUCUGGUCCCUCCACCACACCCUCCCCUAGCAUCUAGUUAAAACCCUCCAGAAGCUCCCUGAGACUCUCAGGAUCCAGCCAAGCUGCUACCAGCCUCAUUAGGCAUUCACCCACCCAUUCUCUUCCCUGCUCCUGCACUACCCCCUUGAACAUACCAAAUACCUCCCAGCCUGUGUGCCCUGCAUCGAGGGUUCCUAAGCCCAGAUUGUCCUUUCUCCUCUUCUCCCCAACUGGGUGACUUCUAUUCAUGGUUCAGGAGACAAGCUCCUCCAGGAAGCCUGCCUGACUACCCCCAGCCUCCUCUGGGCUCCCAGAGCCUCCCCACUCCACUCCACGCUUCUCACCACCUCAGCACCAAUUGUAUUUGC
This is a messenger RNA of Acinonyx jubatus (cheetah), 3325 nucleotides long. RefSeq lists its product as uncharacterized. Lineage: Eukaryota; Metazoa; Chordata; Mammalia; Carnivora; Felidae. Bases 671 to 1645 code for a protein of 324 amino acids. The record is from RefSeq and is a predicted model, not a curated record. The transcript is spliced from 5 exons.